UGCUCCAUCUCUACUCGUCACACCAUGCUCUCUACUCUCGCUCGCACUACAAGCCGGCUGGCUGCCCGACAAGGCCGAAGGCAUGCCAUCACGGCGUCCAUCGGUGGGGCCAACCAGAAGCACACGGUGGUGCUCAUCAGGCACGGCGAAUCGCAGUGGAACCUUGAGAACCGCUUCACCGGUUGGUACAACAUCCAGCUGUCUUCAAAGGGGGAGAUAGAGGCGGCGGAAGGGGGCAGGCUCAUCCACGAAGCUGGGUACACUUUCGAUAUUGCGUACACGUCGUUCCUGAAGCGCGCGAUCAAGACCUGCUGGCACACCCUCGAACAGACCGGGCUGAUGCACAUCCCGAUCGUGAACGCGUGGCAGCUCAACGAGCGGCACUACGGGGGCUUGACCGGUCUGGACAAGCAGGAGACCGUUGAGAAGCACGGAAUAGAUCAGGUUAUGGUAUGGAGGCGUUCCUACGACAUCCUGCCGCCGCCCGUCGACAAGAAGAGCGAGUUCUACCCAGGCAACGACCCCAUGUACAAGUCGCUUUCUCCCGAAGAGCUGCCGGUAACGGAGUCUUUGGCAACGACCCUCAAGCGCGUGCUGCCCUACUGGGAGAAGGUCAUCAGCCCGGAGAUAGAGUCUGGCAAGAACGUGCUGAUCGCGGCACACGGAAACUCUCUCCGAGCGCUGGUGAAGCACCUGGAUGACAUCCCAGAAGACGUCCUCACCGGCCUCAACAUCCCCACGGGCGUGCCCCUCGUGUACGAGCUGGACGAUAACAUGAAGGUCAUCCCGCACAAGGACGCCAUCGCGCCUCUUCAGGGCCGCUACCUGGGAGACUUGGAGAAGGUCAAGGCCCGCAUCGCCGGCGUGGCGAAGCAGACCAAGAUCGUCUUCGUCGACAGCACACCGUAG
This is a messenger RNA of Ectocarpus siliculosus, 909 nucleotides long. The record is from the annotation of a GenBank genome assembly. Lineage: Eukaryota; Phaeophyceae; Ectocarpales; Ectocarpaceae.